Messenger RNA from Notolabrus celidotus (New Zealand spotty), 5231 nucleotides. RefSeq names its product intermediate filament family orphan 1b (gene iffo1b). NCBI's taxonomy places the organism in Eukaryota, Metazoa, Chordata, Actinopteri, Labriformes, Labridae. The record is from RefSeq and is a predicted model, not a curated record.
CUGCUCCUCCAAUCCCGCAGCACUUUCUCUGCCUGCGGUCACAUCUUGUUGCCAGAACUCCAGUGACGCGGUGACACUAGAUUUCGACCUUUUUCCAUUCAUACUCUGCGCCUUUUCCCCGUUUAAUUGCGUUUACUUUGCAAGGCACCUCGAGGACUUGCUAGUCCUGUGUUGCCGCAUUUUCUUCCUUGCAGUAUAUUUUGACUCGUCUGUGGAUGUGUUUGGAUGGAAGGCUGGGGAGCUCUGAUCUAUCAUCCGACGUUAAGACCUCUCAGCCUUGAGGAUAAGAUUCUUAUUUAGGCACGGUUACAUAAUCAGCGCUUUAGUUUUCCAUACCAUAGCAUGAAUCCUUUGUUGGGGGCCAAUACGCAUCUCCAACAGCAUCCUCAGCAGAGCUUGGCCUCCGGACAUCCAGACUCUCCUUCAGGCCUUCUGCCCGAAGCCGUUUUCGGUGGACCCGACGCGGCAUCCUUUUUCCUUGGUGAGCAGCCCAGCAGUCCAGGCCCUGAUCAUCCUGGGCCUGACUUCACCGCACCCUCACAGGCUUCUCCUUUCCUCCACCACAAUAACAGCGGCCACUACGAGCACCGCACUGUGCCACAUCCCCCUGCAGCCAUGGCUCUUAGAAACGACUUGGGAUCCAACAUCAGCGUCCUCAAAACUCUCAAUCUGAGGUUCAGAUGUUUUUUGGCAAAAGUGCACGAAUUAGAGCGCAGGAAUAAGAUUUUAGAGAAACAGCUGCAGCAGGCGCUGGAUGCCAACAAAAGCUGUCAAGGUGGAUGCUGUGAUGGCAGGGCACACACCCAAGAGGCAGGUGUGCAGACUGGAUUUGUUGGGACCAUACCUCUCAGGCCAGGCUCCCUCCCCUUCCAUAACACCAACAAUUCAGCCAGGAGGCCUACAACAUUGUUCCCACCAUCACUCACAACCACCUUCCCAUCAACAGCCUCUGAGAGCUCCAGUUCAACCCAAACAAACACCACCGGCAACCCAGCUAUCACCAUCAGCCAGGCCUCUCCCUGCAUGGACUCUCCUGGCUAUGGCUCAAGAAGUAUCACCAACACCAAUGCAGGCCAUGAAAGAUCUACCAACCCUCCUCCUAGGUUCCUCCCAGGAACCAUCUGGUCCUACAACCACACCCGCAAGUUUGGCCCCAGUGCAGAGCGUAUAACCAGCCCAGGAGUGUCCUGGGUGCACCCUGAUGGAGUUGGAGUCCAGAUUGACACCAUCACCCCAGAGAUAAGAGCUCUGUACAAUGUCCUAGCCAAAGUGAAGAGAGAGCGGGAUGAGUAUAAACGCAGAUGGGAAGAAGAAUACACAAUGAGGGUGGAUCUGCAACAGAAAAUCACAGACCUACAAGAGGACCUGCAGGAGAGUGAAGGCUGUCAGGACGAGCUGGCUCUCAGAGUUCAGCAGCUGAAGGCUGAGCUGGUUCUCUUUAAAGGCCUCAUGAGCAACAACUUGUCAGAGUUGGACAGUAAGAUCCAGGAGAAGGCCAUGAAGGUGGACAUGGACAUCUGCCGCAGGAUCGAUAUAACUGCUCGUCUCUGUGACGUAGCUCAGCAGAGGAACUGUGAGGAUGUGAUCCAGAUGUAUCAGGUUCCUACCAACCAAACUUCCCUAAACUGUCGCCGGAAACAAACUCCUCUGUCCUUUAAUGGAAGCGAGUGUGACGAACCCGUCAGCACUUCUGAGAGUGAUGGAGGUGUGGCCAAAGAAGAGGAGCACUGUGGCUCGUCAGCCAAUCAGAUCAACGAAGAGAUGCAGAGGAUGCUGAACCAGCUGCGUGAAUGUGAGUUUGAGGAUGAUUGUGACAGUCUGGCUUGGGAGGAGACUGAAGAGACGCUGCUUCUCUGGGAGGACUUCCCAGGAUGUGCUCUACCCCCUGACCCCACCCACCCACCUGGAGAGGAGGACUGUCUGGCAGUGAUUAAUGACACUGAAUGUCUGUUCAAGUCCCGAGAGAAGGAAUACCAAGAGACCAUUGACCAGAUUGAGCUGGAGCUGGCCACGGCAAAGAGCGAUAUGAACAGACAUCUGCACGAGUACAUGGAGAUGUGCUCGAUGAAGAGAGGCCUGGAUGUUCAGAUGGAGACCUGCAGGAGACUCAUCACGCAGAGUGGAGACAGUAACCCUGCAACGCCUGCAUCUGCUGACGACAGCAGUCAGAGAGAGAGUGACAACUCUUCAGCCUCUCCGCCCAGCUGCGGGAGAUCUUGACACUUCCUCCCCUCUGCAUUGGGUGCUGUGGUUAUGUGACCCCCCUUCCCUGCUACAUCCAGCUCGAGUAUCACAAAAUGCAAUACACACCUAUAUGGCAACACCAUGUUUACAUAUAGUCAUCUUCAUUCACUGUAUCUCACUGAUUAUUUGUCUUGCUGUUCUUGUAAAUCCGCUUUGGUCUGAGGAGACUUUGAGCUUUGAAACUGUGACUACGUCAGAGCUAGAUGUUUUUCUGUACUGCUGCGUGCUGAUGUCACUGCCCUGCAGAGGGGAGAGGUCUGCUUUGUAGUUGGACCUUGUCAUCUUGUGUUUGACAGCAAUAGUUAGGAUACCAGGUCUUCUAAAGGAUUAUCCUGUGAAGUUUCAGAAGACUGUAUAUUCUGAAUGUACUGUGAGAAAAUGCCCUGAUGUCUUGUAGUUUAGGGAGGUAGUGCAGUACUGUAUGAUGACCUGGGCGUUUGAAGCUAAUCAAGCAGAUACCAGAGCCUCAUUUAAGUCAUGCCAAACAAAGUUCAAGGCCGAUAAUUACCUUCUUUCAGUAAAACCUCAAAGAAAACAACUCAAAAUGGCAUUUAGUUUGAAUGAACUGUAUCACAGGAUGUCAUGGUACAAGAUUGAGGGAAUUCAUUAGUUUUAUUGAAGAAUUGAGGAGAUAACGAUGUGUCUUUAUCUUCUCACGUGAUGUCAGGAUUGAACAUUUUACAGCCUUAAAGCUGCAGGUUCAUUAUCAGAGUGCACACAUGUCCUCUAAAGCCUGAUGUUGUAUGUGUGUGCAUAACGUCAGAAGUCCACUAAAUAAUAGUGAACAUUUUUUUUUUAUCUUGAUCAUCGCUUGUCAGAGAACAGAUCAAUUCUCUCCUAGUGCGAUAAUGAAAUAUUCAGUCUCUGGAAUUUUGUUGUGUUUAGGUAUCUGAACAUACUUGAAUUUGACCUCUGUCAAAUUUAUGAAUUAAUGCCCCAAAUAGCUUAUGUUGUCAAGAGAAAUUCUGUCACAAGAAUGUUGACAACUAUUUGCAAAACACCAAGACGAUGCAAAUGAAGCAAUUUUGAUGAAUGCAGAAAAUUAGGAAAGUAACUUACACAAUUUCAUAAUAUAUCUGAAAUACAUUAAACAUUGCAGAGAACAUAGUUUGGAAUUAUAUAGAAAUUGUGCUUGAAAAAAAAAAGAAGAUACUUUUACAGAUGAAUACAGAAGCAAAGUGUUUUCUUUGUCAAAUGAAUGCAGGUUUGUUUUCAGUUUGAGAUGUAGCCAAAGUCUCCAUGUUGUGUUGUUAAAGGUCAGUCUGCAGCCUCUCACAUCUGAUCUGGGGUCAGCAUUGUUUCUUUAUUUUUCUCUCUAUGUUGCUGACACUUGGAAGUACAGCACAUCAACGUGCACUGACAGCUAAGUGUCAUGAAGCCGUUGAUUUAGUUUAAUUUUCAGCAGGAAUGCUUAGAUUACAGUCAGAUCCCGUUGUUGUUUGAAUAGAGCUGCAUGGCUGAGCAGAAUGUCUUCAAAGAUAGUAAAGGACAAAGAAACAGUUGUCCAAGAGCAAAUGUAGGGCAACCUUUGAGUGCCAAAUUAAAAAGGUCAGGUUGUAAAAAUCAACAGGAUAUUGCUGUGUAAAAAAACUUGAUAUAGCUGCUGAAGCAGCUGUUCACAAAGGUGCUUGAUGUACAUAAUUAAGAUAAUUUUGAGCCUGUAAAAGUUUGCACAUAGAAAGCAAGAGCUAAGCGAAAAUGUAAAUGAAACAAAUCAGCACUGUAACCUGUAAAACAUGUAAAAACAAAAAAAGUUGACUCGCUGGAAAUAGAAAAUGAUAUUUCUCCAUCUUUUAUACUGAAGGUGGGGCACUAGGAUAAUAAAUUCACACCAACACAUACCUCAUUUUUACUUUAUUUAUGCUUUCUGUGGCACAUUGAACUAUGAACUUUAACUCAGACACUCUGUAGUGAAACAUAUUAGCAUACUGUUGGAAAUCAUCACUUUCAGGGAACACCCCCUAUUCUCAAUGCUCAUUUAUCAGACACUGAUGUCUAAAUAUAAUCCUGCCUGUAGUUUCUUCAAUACGGUUGUAGCAGUUGAAAUGUAUUUCCUCUGCUUCCAUUACAAUCCACCGCUCAACAUUUUUUCACUGAUAGAAACAGUAAUAUGUCAGAUUUGAAGCUUCAUGCAUGUGUUGGAAUUAGCUGAAUGCUAAUUGCUUCUGUUUGAUAGAGAAGGAGGAUGUCAGAGAUGAACUGUGUGAGUUGUAAAACACAACUUUUCUCUUUGUGUAGGUUUACUUUCACACACUGAGUGAGUCUCUGUGUAUGCAUGUGCCAGUGUGUCUGUUUCUGAGUGUUUUAUCUGUACAGUGAGCGUUUUUAAAAGGACUUGUACUGUGGCAAAUACACAACAUGGAGAAAAAGAUCAAAAUGUAAAUACAAAAACAGUAUAUGGUAAUUGGUUAAACCAAAAAAAUCUAGAUUGAUCUGUCUUUGGACAAAAUCCCUUCUAAAAUGUGAUGAUGUUAGCCCAAUGACCAAUUUGAAUUGUUGUCCAUUAGUACUUCUCCUCCAUGGCUGUAUGUAGUUGCCAAAUUAAAGUCAAUUUAAACACGACUCAAGUUUAAAAAAUGAAAACUACUGAAAUGCAAAUGCUUUAGCGAAAUGACUGUACGAUGGCUUUGAUAAUAUGUGUAAAGGAAAUUUAGCUUUGAGUAUAAACUUGUGUUUAAAGACUGCAAAAGAAGAAUAUCAAGAGUCACCUGAAAAGCAGUAAAAUGAUAAUUCAAAUUCUAAAUACAAAUUCUGUCAGUCUAAGACAAAAAAAAAUGUUUUCCUGACUCCCUUCAAAAUACAAAUUCAAUGUGUGUCUUAAAAAUUCCAUGAUAGUCCUGAGUGUUGAUCAAGUACCUCAGACGUGUGACUAUGCAGCUUUAAACACAAAGACAGUCAUUUAGUCUAAAAAGAAGCUUAACUGCAGAGCUGCAAUAUGUCAUGUUUAAAGAGAGACUGAAAGAAUUAAAGAUGCAACUGAGCAAAAA